Messenger RNA from Cannabis sativa, 495 nucleotides. RefSeq lists its product as uncharacterized. Gene Ontology annotation, molecular function: cysteine-type peptidase activity. The record is from RefSeq and is a predicted model, not a curated record. Gene Ontology annotation, biological process: proteolysis. The transcript has 4 exons. The coding region runs from base 9 to 422 and encodes 137 amino acids. NCBI's taxonomy places the organism in Eukaryota, Viridiplantae, Streptophyta, Magnoliopsida, Rosales, Cannabaceae.
AGCAAUUGAUGGGUAUGCAACCUGAACAAUGGUUGAUAUGUCCGUGGAAUUCAGGUGAUCACUGGUUGACAAUUAUGAUUCAUGCCAAUACUCAAAGUGUUGCAUAUCUUAACUCGACGAAUGACUUUAUCCGAACUGAUAUUAUGAAAUGUAUCCAAAAUGCUGUGGACAUGUACAGGAUCGAAAAAAAUAUACGAAACAAGGGUCCAGUAAAAAUCAACCAAUACACGUGUCGACAGCAGCCGGAUGGAAUACAAUGUGGUUAUUAUGUUAUGAAGAUUAUUCAGAGUUUCAUGACGGUUGUUAAUCCUGCAAGUUUUUUGAAAAAUCAUUUCAAGUUAGACGCUCCCUAUAGUAACGAGGAGAUCAAUGCCGUACGGGAUGAGUUGGCCGAAUUUGUGAAGCCAUUGAUUAUAGAUUAAGUACUUAAGGUUACUACACUUUUGAUAUAAUACAUGAGUAACAAGUUUUAUGAUUAUUGUUAUCUUUUGCAUA